UGGCAUAUCGCAAUGAAUCUGACUGAAGUCGCGGUCUCGUCGUCUCGCGAGACCCACGAAGACCCCGGAAGUGUUCGAUGCGGUCAUGUGAUUUGUGAAUGUUGCUCCUGCACCGUCAGUUUCAAAACAACUAUGACGAGUUAGCUCCCUUUUUCUAUGAAUGUUUCCAAGGAGACUUCCGUUCUUUACUUGAGUCCGCAAGAUGCAGAACGUAAUUAACACGGUUAAAGGAACGGCGCUCGGGGUGGCCGAGUUUCUCACGCCAGUUCUAAAGGAAUCAAAGUUCAAAGAAACUGGAGUCAUCACACCAGAAGAGUUUGUAGCCGCUGGGGAUCACUUAGUUCAUCACUGCCCUACUUGGAAAUGGGCCACUGGGGAAGAAGUUAAAGUAAAGCCAUAUUUGCCCGCGGACAAACAAUUUCUCCUCACACGCAAUGUUCCCUGUCACAAGCGCUGUAAACAGAUGGAGUACUCGGACGAGUUGGAGGCCAUCAUCGAGGAGGACGAUGGAGACGGGGGAUGGGUGGACACUUACCACAAUGCAGGUGUAUUAGGUGUCACAGAUGCUGUACAAGAAAUUUCACUGGACAAUAACAAGGACAAGAAUAUGAAUAGCACAUCUGCAGCAUGCUGCGAUGACGGUGAAGAUGAUGAAGACGAAGAGGCAGCCGAUAUGGAAGAAUACGAGGAAAGCGGUUUACUGGAAACGGAUGAGGCAACCUUGGACACCACUAAAAUGGUGCAAGCCAAAGUGAAAGGCGAGCCCGGGAGUGAAGACGCCAUCCUUCAGACAAGGACAUAUGACCUUUACAUCACAUACGAUAAAUACUACCAGACCCCUCGACUCUGGCUGUUUGGAUAUGAUGAAGACAGGCAGCCUCUGACUGUGGAACACAUGUAUGAGGACAUCAGCCAAGACCACGUGAAGAAGACUGUUACCAUUGAGAACCAUCCACACCUUCCUCCGCCCGCUAUGUGCUCAGUGCACCCAUGCAGACAUGCUGAAGUGAUGAAAAAGAUCAUCGAGACUGUGGCUGAAGGAGGUGGCGAGCUCGGAGUACAUAUGUACCUUCUCAUUUUUCUCAAGUUUGUCCAGGCUGUCAUUCCCACAAUAGAAUACGACUACACAAGACACUUCACAAUGUAAAAAUGUGGUUUAAGAAAAAUCACCUAUUCUGCCUCAAUGUAUUACAAAUGAUCUGGUUUGGUGAUGAUAAUGUUUGUGUCACUCUGAAACACUCUGUGUAGAUGUAAGACACUGUAAGACAAGAUAUGUGCAAGUUAAAUGGAAAUAAGUUUUCAUUGAGGAAGGAUAAAAUCAUACAGUGUUCAAACGUGUGUUUUUUGUUUUUGUCUCAAAGCUGGAAAAGUAAAGCCGUGCACAUUAGUAAAUGUAACUUUUGAUCAAUAACAGAUUGGUGUAAAAUGACUUUCAGCAGCUUUUAUCUACUACUUUCUGAUAAGUUGGGCUUGGCCAGCCACAUCUCUGAUGCUUUUUGGAAACAUACAAAGCCACAUUCCAUCAUUGAGAAGUAGCUCUGAUUUGAUGAAAUUUAUACCCUGCUACUUUGAAUUCCUCAUGGCUCGCCACCAAUUUCUACGGCAACUCUUUGGCUCCUCGAUGUAGCCAAUACUGUAUGCCAAGUUUGCAUCAGCACAACCUAGAAAAUAAAAAAAAAGAUCUUAAAACCAGGAGAAAAAUUGAAGCCAAUGCGAUAAAUUUUUUGGUGCCCUUUUGUGAAACAAAGUCCAACAGAUAACUUGAAACUGACGAAAUAAUACAGAAAAAAGGCAGGCAAGAACAACACACUGGAGCUGAAACAUGCAGCUAGUUUAUUGAACCAUCAUUUUUUACAGGCUAAUCUGAUUAAAAAUUCUCCAGAAACAUUAAAAUGAAGCAAGGGUGGUUUUCUAGUUAUUUUAAUUUUCAGUAGAUUUUCCAUUCUGGAUUUUCCUUUUUUGACAUAAGGGUACCAACAAUUUUGUUGAGCUGGGAAGUCCUAAAGGAAACCAUCAGCUUUGGUGGAAUAUUGCCUGGUUUACCACAGCUUUAUUUUCACCACACAGUUGUGUAUGGCGUAUUGUUUUUAAUGUCACAUUUAAAGAAUGUCACAAUAA
This is a messenger RNA of Syngnathoides biaculeatus (alligator pipefish), 2118 nucleotides long. It is a transcript of the gene atg3, whose product is annotated as autophagy related 3. Gene Ontology annotation, molecular function: Atg8-family ligase activity. The transcript is spliced from 12 exons. The coding region runs from base 203 to 1147 and encodes 314 amino acids. Gene Ontology annotation, biological process: autophagy of mitochondrion; autophagosome assembly; nucleophagy. The record is from RefSeq and is a predicted model, not a curated record. NCBI's taxonomy places the organism in Eukaryota, Metazoa, Chordata, Actinopteri, Syngnathiformes, Syngnathidae. Gene Ontology annotation, cellular component: cytoplasmic ubiquitin ligase complex; cytosol.